ACUUUACAAGUUCACAACAUUCCCUUUCGUGAUUUCAUAAUAUUAUAUUCCACUGAAACUUGAAAUAAAAUUACCAUAGUUUAAGGAAAAAUCGAACUAUAAUGGUAUUACUAAGCUUCACAAAGUCAAAAACGUGUUGUAAAAAGUCUUAAAAUAAUCUUCAGGGUUUGUUUUGAUGUGCGUGGUGUAGUGUAGGUUAGUUACGGAAGGAUGAAAGUCGACCGGUAUAUAAGUCCCCGCGCGAGCGGCGACAAGCUUAUUCCGAGCCAGCCUACGAUGGCGGAGGUUGCCAACGGCUCGCCACUCGACGACAACUGUUUGGUCGAUAUGGACGCUUGCUAUGAGACCUUCGACAAGGAUGGAGACGGCAAGCUGAACCUCCAAGAGUUCCGCGUCAUCUGCAAAGCCCUCUUCCGCAACGACAAGGGCCACAUCUACCCGCUGUCUGAGGAACGGGCGCGCCACAUCUUCCAGGUGUUCGACAAAAAUGGCGACGGCUUCAUCGACAAGGAGGAGUUCACGUUCUGCUGGAAUCAUUGGAUCAAAGUGAUCGUGCGGCCGGUGAGUGCUUUUCUCGUGGUGGACGUACAGAACGACUUCAUCUCGGGCACGCUGAACAUCAGCAAGUGCAACGCGCAGCAAGAUGGUAGCGAGGUUGUAGAGCCAAUUAACCGACUCCUGGACACCAUUCCGUUCGACUGUGUGUUCUAUUCCCUGGACUGGCACCCGCCGGACCACGUGUCCUUCAUCGACAACGUGCACCUUCGGGAACUUCACGUUUCCAGCCCUGUUUCAGCAGACAAAGCCGCUGCCCACGACACAGUAGUGUUCGCCGGGCCACCUCCGAUGCGGCAGAAGCUGUGGCCGCGACACUGCGUCCAGGAUACCUGGGGCGCUGAGCUACAUCCAGAUCUGAAGGUGGUAGAUGGAGCCGUGAAGGUGUACAAGGGCACCAACCCCGAGGUGGACUCAUACUCCGUAUUCUGGGACAACAAGAAGCUGAGCGACACCACUCUCUCGCACGAGCUGCGCGCGCGCGGCGCCACCGACAUCUACAUCUGCGGGCUCGCAUACGACGUGUGCGUGGGCGCAACAAUCGCAGACGCGCUCGCGAUCGGCUACCGCGCCAUCCUGAUAGACGACGCGUCCCGCGGCGUAGACCUCGCUGACAUCGAGAAAACUAAGAACACCAUCAUCAACAAUAACGGUGUCAUCGUCAAUACAGACCAGGUGGCAGCAAUGGUAGACGGUCGCGACCGACGGCCCGAACUGGGAUACAAGCUCGCCAUGGAACUAAAAUCCGCGCUGCACGACCAGCCGCAACAAUGAACCUUACGCGCACCGCACAGAGUCCACUUUACACCUACUAAUGUUUAGGUUAGGUUACGUUGUUUAGAUGUGAUCCUGUCAUUUAGUUUUGCACCUUAUUUGUUUGGAAUAAGCUUAAUUAUGGUUUGCUUUAUCGGA
This is a messenger RNA of Cydia amplana, 1467 nucleotides long. RefSeq lists its product as uncharacterized. The record is from RefSeq and is a predicted model, not a curated record. Bases 211 to 1329 code for a protein of 372 amino acids. The transcript is spliced from 9 exons. Lineage: Eukaryota; Metazoa; Arthropoda; Insecta; Lepidoptera; Tortricidae. Gene Ontology annotation, molecular function: calcium ion binding.